This is a messenger RNA of Hyposmocoma kahamanoa, 2183 nucleotides long. RefSeq names its product heat shock protein 68-like. The record is from RefSeq and is a predicted model, not a curated record. Gene Ontology annotation, biological process: protein refolding; cellular response to unfolded protein. Gene Ontology annotation, molecular function: heat shock protein binding; misfolded protein binding; ATP-dependent protein folding chaperone. NCBI's taxonomy places the organism in Eukaryota, Metazoa, Arthropoda, Insecta, Lepidoptera, Cosmopterigidae. The coding region runs from base 1 to 1956 and encodes 651 amino acids. Gene Ontology annotation, cellular component: cytoplasm. The transcript is spliced from 6 exons.
AUGGCAGCACUAGCGGUCGGUAUAGAUCUGGGUACGACGUACUCCUGCGUAGGAGUAUUUCAACACGGCCAUGUGGAUAUCAUUGCGAAUGAUCAGGGAAAUAGAACUACGCCGUCAUACGUUGCCUUUAAUGAUACAGAAAGAUUGAUUGGAGAUGCUGCUAAAAACCAGGUAGCUAUAAAUCCUAAAAACACUAUCUUCGAUGCGAAGCGAUUAAUUGGCAGGAAAUUUGACGAUCCAACGUUCCAGCAGGACAAAAAACACUGGCCGUUUCUGGUGAUCAAUGACGGUGGUAAACCAAAAAUACAGGUAGAAUAUAAAGGACAAACCAAAAAGCUGUCCCCGGAAGAAGUAUCCUCUAUGGUUCUAUCGAAAAUGAAAGAAGUAGCUGAAACGUACCUAGGAGCAAAAGUCAAUGACGCAGUCAUCACAGUCCCUGCAUAUUUCAAUGAUUCUCAGCGACAGGCCACAAAAGACGCUGGGUCAAUAGCAGGCCUGAAUGUUCUGAGGAUUAUCAACGAACCAACUGCGGCAGCGCUCGCUUACGGUUUGGAUAAAAAUUUAACAGGAGAAAAAAAUGUCCUUAUUUUCGACCUGGGCGGUGGCACUUUCGAUGUUUCUAUACUAAAUAUAACUGAAGGUUCGUUAUUUGAAGUCAGAGCAACAUCAGGAGAUACUCAUUUAGGAGGCGAAGACUUUGAUAAUCGAUUAAUAGAUCACUUUGCACAAGAAUUUGAAAGAAAGUAUAAGAAGAAAUUAAAGAGUAGCCCUAAGUCCAUAAGAAGACUACACACAGCUUGUGAACGAGCUAAGCGGACGCUGUCUUCAAGCACUGAAGCAAGUUUAGAAGUAGAUGCCCUCUUUGAGGGUAUUGACUUUUAUUCAAAAAUCACGAGGGCGCGAUUUGAAGAAUUGUGUUCUGAUUUAUUUCGAUCAACCCUUACUCCCGUAGAGAAGGCUUUAAAAGAUGCUAAACUUAACACGAGAGAAAUCCACGAUGUGGUUUUGGUCGGCGGUUCAACGCGAAUCCCAAAAAUCCAAAGAUUAGUACAGGAUUUCUUCAGUGGUAAAACCUUGAACUUAUCUAUCAAUCCGGAUGAAGCCGUCGCAUAUGGAGCUGCAGUGCAAGCUGCUAUCCUUGCAGGUUCCAAAGACACUCGUAUUCAAGAUGUAUUACUAGUGGAUAUCGCUCCAUUGUCUCUGGGAAUAGAGACGGCUGGAGGAGUCAUGACAACACUGAUUGCGAGAAACACGAGGAUACCUACUUACCAGAAGCAAAUAUUCACAACCUAUUCAGAUAACCAGCCAGCUGUCACAAUUCAGGUGUAUGAAGGAGAACGAGCGAUGACAAGAGAUAACAAUAUGUUGGGCACGUUUAAUUUGACAGGUAUACCACCUGCACCAAGAGGAUUACCACAAAUCGAAGUAACGUUCGACAUCGAUGCCAAUGGAAUCCUGAACGUAACCGCAGAAGAUAAGAGCACUGGUCGCUCUCAAGGCAUCACCAUAUCCAAUGAUAAGGGACGACUGUCCAAACAAGAUAUACAGAAGAUGCUGCACGAUGCCGACAAAUACAAGGCUGAAGAUGAAAUGGUUAAAAAGAAGGUUGAAGCAAGGAAUGCCCUCGAAGGUUAUUUGUUUGGAUGCAAGACGGCAGUAGAAGUAGCUGGUAAUCGCGUAACAGAAAGUGAGAAGCAUACUGUGAUAACGGCGUGCAACGAACAGCUUAAGUGGCUCGAACAAAAUCCAGACGCGUCGAUAGGAGAGCUAGAAUCACACUUGAAAACUGCUCAAAAUAAAUGCCAAUCUACUAUGAUGAAGUUGGUGAAUACAACUGGUAUUGGCAUGGGUCCUCCUGGAGCCAUGGCAGGUCCUCCUGGUGGCAUGGGAGGUCCUACUGGUGGUAUGGGGGGUAGCAGAAGAAGCUCUGGUGGACCUAGAGUCACUGAAUUAUAAACUACACUUUAACAGGACAUUCCUAUCAAUAUUAAAAUGAACGUUUAAAUGUAUAACGAUGCUGCGAGCUUAUCGUGAGGCAGCAAGGUUUUUUAUAAUAGUGUUAAAAGAAAAGUAUACAAGUUGCUAAAUUCUUUGUAAGCAAAAAUACGUAUUUAAUGUCUCAAUGAACUCAUAGAAAACUGAACUUGAAAAAACUUCCGAAAGUGUAAAUUAGUACCUAGCUG